UUAAGAGUGACUAAAUAUUUCAGCCAGAUUCAAAAGUGAUACUGUAAUAAAAAUGAGUGAACUAGUUGAUUCUACUACACCAAGAAGCCCGUUUUCGAGUGCAGGCCGAAUGAUGACUCCUCUGGCUAGCCCGAUGAAAAAGGCCAUAACUAGCAUGCAAACUUAUCUUGAAGAAGUAGGGCACCUCACCAAGCUUGAUCCCCAGGAUUCGUGGCUUCCAAUCACGGAGUCGAGAAACGGGAAUGCUUACUACGCUGCAUUCCACACCCUCAGUUCCGGUAUCGGAUUCCAGGCUCUCCUUCUUCCUCUAGCUUUCACAACCCUCGGCUGGGUUUGGGGAAUUCUCAGCCUGUCUUUGGCAUUCAUUUGGCAAUUAUACACCUUAUGGCUACUGAUACAGCUCCAUGAAUCCGUUCCUGGAACGCGCUACAGCCGAUACCUCAGGCUGUCCAUAGCUGCUUUUGGGGAAAGAUGGGGGAAAAUACUGGCCCUGUUUCCAACUCUUUACCUAGCAGGUGGAACCUGCGUUAGCCUAAUAAUGAUAGGAGGAAGCACAUUGAAAAUCUUUUUCCACACAGUAUGUGGCAAUACUAAUACACUCUCAUUAGUGGAGUGGUACCUUGUGUUUGUGUGCUCAGCAGUGAUCUUGGCUCAGCUCCCCAACCUCAACUCCAUCGCUGGAAUUUCUCUUGUAAGUGCAAUCACCGCGGUGACAUACUGUACUCUAACAUGGGUCCUGUCAGUGUCCAAAGCCAGGCCACCUGGUGUAUCAUAUGAGCCCGUAUGGACGAAAUCGGAAGUUGGGAAUGUUUCAAGCAUUUUAAAUGCUCUUGGAAUCAUAGCGUUUUCUUUCAGGGGCCACAACCUUGUGCUAGAGAUUCAGGGAACCAUGCCUUGGACUGCCAAGAAUCCAUCUAGUUUGCCGAUGUGGAAAGGAGUGAAGGUUUCGUAUAUGAUAAUUGCCUGCUGCUUGUUUCCAAUGGCCGUAGGGGGCUAUUGGGCUUAUGGGAAUUUGAUACCCACGAAUGGAGGGAUGUUGAGUGCGUUGGAUAAGUACCACAGGAACGACACACCAAGGGUGGUUUUGGGGUUGACAAGCCUAUUCUUCGUGAUCAACAGCCUGACCUCAUUCCAGAUAUAUGCCAUGCCAGCCUUUGAUAAUAUGGAGUUCAGGUAUACGAGCAAAAACAACGGGCCAUGCCCAUGGUGGCUGAGAGCAGGUAUAAGAGUGUUUUUUGGCUGCCUCACAUUGUUCAUCUCAGUGGCUCUGCCAUUCUUGAAAAACCUGGCUGGGUUGAUUGGAGGGAUUGCCUUACCUGUUACUCUGGCAUAUCCAUGCUUGAUGUGGAUUAGGAUCAAGAAUCCCCAAAGAUACAGCUCGAUGUGGUGGCUGAAUUGGACACUUGGCUCUCUGGGAAUGAUCUUGAGCAUCCUGCUAGUGUUCGGGGCAAUUUGGACAAUAGCAACCCAAGGAAUCAGGGUCCAUUUCUUCAAACCAGAAUAACUGAAUAAUCAAAUUUUCUGUCUGUCACCUGCACUUUUUACUGAAAAAUUAAUGCCAUCUU
Salvia splendens (bonfire salvia) is the source of this 1565-nucleotide messenger RNA. Its product is annotated as lysine histidine transporter-like 8. The transcript has 5 exons. Bases 53 to 1504 code for a protein of 483 amino acids. Lineage: Eukaryota; Viridiplantae; Streptophyta; Magnoliopsida; Lamiales; Lamiaceae. The record is from RefSeq and is a predicted model, not a curated record.